AUGCAAAAUUCGGACAAUUCAGAUGAAUAGUAUAGUGAUGAUCAAUAAGAGUCUCCUCGGUUUCUGUAUAACUUCAGGGAAUUAAAUCUGCAGAACAAAAGUUUACUUGGAGAAAUACGAAUCAUUUGCAGAAAUCUCAUUUAUGUGAUUGGUUUGGCUCCUACUUUGGCCAAAGAGGAAGUAUGCUAUAUCAUUUUAGGCAAGUUGCUUAGAAAACCAGAAUAUUUUGGAUAAUAUGGAUAGAUUUAAAAAUUGA
Molecule: messenger RNA, 256 nt
Organism: Paramecium octaurelia
Lineage: Eukaryota; Ciliophora; Oligohymenophorea; Peniculida; Parameciidae
Source: the annotation of a GenBank genome assembly